Mesocricetus auratus (golden hamster) is the source of this 1515-nucleotide messenger RNA. It is a transcript of the gene Ndufaf7, whose product is annotated as NADH:ubiquinone oxidoreductase complex assembly factor 7. Lineage: Eukaryota; Metazoa; Chordata; Mammalia; Rodentia; Cricetidae. Gene Ontology annotation, cellular component: mitochondrion. The coding region runs from base 69 to 1190 and encodes 373 amino acids. Gene Ontology annotation, molecular function: protein-arginine omega-N symmetric methyltransferase activity. The record is from RefSeq and is a predicted model, not a curated record. The transcript has 10 exons. Gene Ontology annotation, biological process: mitochondrial respiratory chain complex I assembly.
GGCGUGCCAGGAAGGACCCUUUAUCCCCGCUCCCAGGGGGCGGAGCCUGAGCCCCGCUGUGGCUGGGGAUGAACGCGCUCCUGAGACGCGGGGUUGCCCGCGUGGGCAUCCCCUGUGUGUGGAGAGGGAAACGCUUCAGCUCCAGGGAUGAGGCGGCAGAAAGCAAUCGGGGCACGCCGAUGCUGCGGCAUCUUACGUAUAAAAUAAAGUCUACGGGUCCUAUCACGGUGGCCGAGUACAUGAAGGAGGUUUUGACCAACCCAGCCAAGGGGUAUUAUGUGCAUCAUGAUAUGCUUGGAGAAAAAGGAGACUUCAUUACUUCACCUGAAAUAAGUCAGAUCUUUGGGGAGCUGCUGGGGAUAUGGUUCAUUAGUGAAUGGAUGGCCUCUGGGAAGAGCCCAGCUUUUCAGCUGGUGGAAUUGGGUCCAGGCCGGGGGACCCUCACUGGAGAUAUUUUGAGGGUGUUCAGUCAGCUUGGGUCCGUGCUAAAAGCCUGUGAUAUUUCAAUACACCUUGUAGAGGUGAGCCAAAAGUUAAGUGAGAUUCAGGCCUUGACACUGACUGAGGAGAAGCUCCCUUUGGAGAGAGAUGCCGAAUCCCUGGUGUACAUGAAAGGGGUCACCAAGUCUGGGCUUCCAGUCUCCUGGUACCGAGAUCUGAAGGAUGUCCCCAAAGGGUGCAGCUUUUAUCUGGCACACGAGUUUUUUGAUGCUCUUCCCGUGCACAAGUUCCAGAAAACAUCACAAGGAUGGAGAGAAGUGCUUGUUGAUAUCGACCCACAAGUUCCUGAUAAACUGAGGUUCGUCUUGGCGCCUUGUGCAACCCCAGCAGAAGCCUUCAUACGACAGCACGACGAAGGAAGGGACCAUGUGGAAGUGUGUCCCGACGCUGGGAUUAUUAUACAGGACCUUUCUGAACGCAUUGCCCUCACUGGAGGCGCCGCCCUGAUUGCUGACUACGGCCAUGAUGGCACAAAGGCAGACACCUUCAGAGGCUUUCGUGGACACCAGCUUCAUGAUGUCUUAAUUGCUCCUGGAACAGCUGACCUGACAGCCGACGUGGAUUUCAGUUACCUGCGCAGAAUGGCACAAGGGAAAGUCGCCUCUCUGGGUCCAGUAGAGCAGCGGACAUUUUUAAAGAACAUGGGCAUUGAUGUCCGUCUGCAGGAACCGUUUCAUGCUACCUGCUGAGUCAGAAUCUAUGGCCAAGUGGAUGACAUCUGUGGCUUUGGGCAUCAAAGCCUCCUAGUGGACUUCAGCUUUUUUGUUACAAAGUGAACCCAGCAGGCUACUGUCUUUCUGUUGUUCUCAACACUCCUUUUGGUUUGGUGGAGUAUUUAUCAAACUGUCACCUGGCCCCAUGUUUGGAAAGGUAAAAAAAAAAAAAAAAAACUAUUCAUUCAAUGGCUGGCUAAACCCGGGUGGGGACAUUUCUUAGCACCACCUCUACUACCUAUGAGGGACUGUUCCCUAGGGAUGACACACCCCGUCAGUAAACUGAAGAGGGUCAACUUUA